AUGGAACUAGAAAACAGAACAGCAGUCUCCAAAUUCCUCCUCCUGGGACUCUCAGAGAAGCCAGAGCAUCAGCCCCUGUUCUUUGGGGUUUUCCUCUCUGUGUACCUGGUCACCAUGUUUGGGAACCUGCUCAUCAUCCUGGCCAUCAGCUCUGACCCCCGCCUGCACACACUGUACUUCUUCCUCUCCAGCCUGUCCCUUGUUGAUGUCUUCUUGUCUUCCACCACCGUCCCCAAGAUGCUGGUGAACCUCCACACCCAGAACCGAACCAUCCCCUUUGCAGGCUGCCUUGUCCAGAUGUAUGCCUUCCACCUGUUCGGGACCAUGGACAGCUUCCUCCUGGCCGUCAUAGCCGUUGAGCAGUUUGUGGCCAUCGUCCACCCUUUGCGCUACUCUGUCAUCAUGAGCUCCUGUGCCUGUGGGCUGCUGCUGGGGGUGCCGUGGCUGAUCACCAACCUCCAGUCGCUGGUGCACACCUGCCUCAUGGCUCAACUGACCUUCUGUGCCAGCCCCCAAAUUGCCCACUUUUUCUGUGACCUCAUGCCCCUGCUGAUGAAGUAGGCCUGCUGGGACACACACACCAACAGACUCUUCAUCUUUGCUUUCGGCAUCAUCAUGAGCAUCAGCCCCUUUUCCUGCAUCCUUCUCUCCUACAUUUGCAUUUUCUGGGUGGUCCUUAAGAUCCCUUCUGCUCAAGGCAAGUGGAAACCUGCUUCCUCCACCUGUGGUUCGCACCUCACUGUGGUGUCUCUGUUCUACGGCACCAUCUUCGCUGCGUAUUUGCAGCCUGCGUCUCCCACCUCUUCCCAGAAGGACAAGGUGGCCACCUUGAUGUGCAGGGUGGUCAUCCCUAUGCUGAACCCCUUUAUCUACAGUCUCAGGAACAAGGACAUGAAGGCAGCCCUGAGGAAGCUCAUCUGCAAAGCAGCCUCCCCUCAGUCCUAG
Manis javanica (Malayan pangolin) is the source of this 945-nucleotide messenger RNA. It is a transcript of the gene OR1I1, whose product is annotated as olfactory receptor family 1 subfamily I member 1. Gene Ontology annotation, molecular function: G protein-coupled receptor activity; olfactory receptor activity. Gene Ontology annotation, biological process: G protein-coupled receptor signaling pathway. Lineage: Eukaryota; Metazoa; Chordata; Mammalia; Pholidota; Manidae. Gene Ontology annotation, cellular component: membrane. The record is from RefSeq and is a predicted model, not a curated record.